AUGGAUUGUAUAAAUAUUAAAUUUGAUGAAGAUAUUAAUUUUCAUCUUUUACGUCAUUGGUCAUUUUAUGAAUCUAUAUGUCAUACACAUGAUAUGAUUAUAUCAUUUAAAUUAUGGUCAACACGUGGUUUAUCACAAUUAAAAGAAUUUCUUGCUGAUUUAGGUAUACCAAAACGUGAAUAUGAACAAAAUUAUCGUGAUAUGAAUGUAAAAUAUAAAUCAAAUAUAAAAAAACAAAUAUUAGAUAAACGUUUACAAGAUAAAUAUCAUUAUACAACAAAUACAAUUAUAUUACCAACAUUUUUAUUAACAAGUGGUUUUUCAUUAAAAUUAUCACCACAAGAUAUUGUUUAUUCAAUAAUGUCAACAUUACAAACAUCAACUUCAACAUCAUCAUCAUCAUCAUCAUCAAUUAUGAUUGAUUUAACAGAACGUUUUUCAUUAGCAUUAUCAUGUUUAAAUUAUAAUCAAUUAAAUUCAUAUUUAAAUGGUAUUGAAUUAGAAAAAAUUUAUCGAAAUAAAAUACAUUAUUUAAUUGAAACAUUAUUACAAUCAGAUAAAAAUUUAACAUUUGAUAAUACAAUACCAUUUAUAUUACUUAAAUUUGAUCAAAAUAUGUUUAAUUCAUCAACAACAACAACAACAACAACAACAAAUGAAAAUAUUAAAUCAUGUGGAUUUUUUACACAUCCAUAUCAAGCAUAUUUAUUUGCACGUAAUGCAUUACAUAUAUUAAUAUCAUAUACAACAUCAUCAACAAAUAUAAUUAAAAAAAAAAAAUCUAAAUAUUUACAACGUUUACCAUUAAUAUUAAUAGCACCAUAUUCAUCAAUGAAUACAGAUGAAGAAUUAAUUGAAAUUGUUGUUGGUGUACCAUCAUUAAAUAAUAUUAUGAUGAAUUCAUUUUCAACAUUAUUUGAAACAGCUGAUCGUCGUUGUGGUAAUGUUGCAAAAUUUGUAUUUUUUGAUCAUUCUGUAUUAUUAUUACAAGAACAACAUCAACAAAAAUUUAUCGAUGCACUUAUGUUUGUACUUGCAAAAUAA
This is a messenger RNA of Rotaria sordida, 1044 nucleotides long. Lineage: Eukaryota; Metazoa; Rotifera; Eurotatoria; Philodinida; Philodinidae. The record is from the annotation of a GenBank genome assembly.